AUGCGUGUGGACAUCAACCGCCUCUACGCAAACCCCUCCCUCCUCUCCAACAGCUCCGCCUACGACCCCUCCCACCUCGCGGGCAACUCUUCCCACGGCUCCGCCCACGGCGAGCCCGAAUGCCCCGAGCCGGCGGCCGGCUUCCUGUUCUGGAUCGCCGUGGAGAUCCUCACCGUGGUCCUGGGCCUCCCGGCCAACCUGAGGGUCCUGUGGGCCCUGCUGAAUAGCCAGGUGGACGCCUCCACCUCCAACGUGUUCACGGGCAGCCUGGCGGCCCUGGACGUGGUCUACCUGGCCAUGGUGCCCGCCCACGUGGCCAACCACCUGCUGCUGGGGGACGCGGGCCUGCAGCGCUCGCUGCUCUUCUUCUUCGGGCUGAACGAGAUCGGCAGCCCGCUGCUCCUGUCCUGCGUGUGCCUGGACCGCUACGCGGCCGUGCUCCACCCCGUGGCCUUCAUGCGCUACCGCCACGCGCGCUACCGCGCGGGCUGCGCCGCCGCCGUCUGGGCGCUCACGCUGGGCUACUCGGCCUACGUCGCCGGCGUGGACUUCCGCCACAACGACUGCAUCUUCAUCGCCCUCUUCAUGGCCGCCUUCGUCGUCCUCAUCUUCUGCAACCUGUCCAUCCUGCGGGCGCUGCGCCGCUCGGGCCCGGCCGGCGACGAGGUCCACCCCGUCAAGCGCAAGGCCUUCCGCACCGUCCUCGCCGUCUUCGCCGUCGUGCUGGUCAGCUACCUGCCCGCCGUCGCCGUCUACCCCUACGAGCACAUCCUGCCCGAGGAGGCGUUCGAGUGCUACAUCUACCCCGUCUGCUACUCCUUCAUCACCCUCAGGGCCUGCCUGCAGCCCCUCCUCUUCCUCUUCCGAGCCGGCAAACUUCCCUGCCAGACGGGCCCGGGUCAGGUGAUCUGCUGCUCCUCCAGCAGCGACUGA
Molecule: messenger RNA, 933 nt
Organism: Anguilla rostrata (American eel)
Lineage: Eukaryota; Metazoa; Chordata; Actinopteri; Anguilliformes; Anguillidae
Product: P2Y purinoceptor 6-like
Exons: 1
Coding region: 1-933 (310 amino acids)
Biological process (GO): positive regulation of Rho protein signal transduction; phospholipase C-activating G protein-coupled receptor signaling pathway
Cellular component (GO): plasma membrane
Molecular function (GO): G protein-coupled receptor activity
Source: RefSeq, a predicted model, not a curated record